Messenger RNA from Myiozetetes cayanensis, 3468 nucleotides. Its product is annotated as transient receptor potential cation channel subfamily V member 2-like. The transcript has 16 exons. Gene Ontology annotation, cellular component: membrane. Bases 890 to 3322 code for a protein of 810 amino acids. Gene Ontology annotation, molecular function: calcium channel activity; protein binding. NCBI's taxonomy places the organism in Eukaryota, Metazoa, Chordata, Aves, Passeriformes, Tyrannidae. The record is from RefSeq and is a predicted model, not a curated record. Gene Ontology annotation, biological process: calcium ion import across plasma membrane.
AUUUCCUGUGCAAGCCCUCCUUCACUUUGCAAAAAGCCAUACAGUUGAGUAAAUAGCAGGACUCUGUGGUUAUUCCUUGGAUUCUCUCAUGGACCACCACCAACCAGGAGUUCAACGCUGUGCCAUCAGCAGACUGCUAAUGUGAGCAUGGUCUUCUCUGCAGAAGAGGAGGACUCUCACCCAUGGAUGUAAACAAUUUUGGGUCUGCUUUCAUGCUUAUUAACACUUGUUGGUAUUGGACUUGGUUUCUGCUGAGAGGUUAUUUACCCUCUGAAGGCUCUGUUGGGACUCCUUGUCAGAUCUGUUCUUGGGUGGAGCUUGCAACAGUUUGGGGUAAGUGCUGUGCUCUUCCUGUUCCGACAGCAGGGCUUGGUGCUGCCCUUCUCAAAAGGGCUUGGUGGGGUCUCAGAAAGAAAUAAAUAACUCAGUUCUUGAGUGGAGAAGUGGAAGCUGAGCUGGCAAGCAGAGAGUGCUCCCUGUGUUUCCCAGGGAUGCACCAAGUGGGUGUAGGGUCCUUUUUGUAGGACCAUUUUGCUCUUGCUUUUAAACCAGCCGGUCUGUCUGGACAAGGCUGACAGUAAAUAACUCUCCUGAGCGCUGUGGAGAGAUGGGAACUGCAGCUGAGAAAUGAUUUGGGGGAAAGGAAGACAGCAAAGCACAAGCAAACUGUUGUGGAAGCACAGAUAGCCCUCUGAAGGAUCAGCAAACGUACCAGCUAUGGAGUCUGGCUGUAGUCCCAGCAAGGGAGAUUUCUCCUCAGAGAAAACCUGUUAACCAUUUGGAGGGAGUGCAUGGGAAGGAGACAGAGUUAUUAACAAACACUCUGCUGCAGGUUUGGUCCCCCAGCAGGGAACGUCUUUGUUGACCUGCAAGACCAUCCCUCCUAGGAAUGGAUAACUUCACCAACGGGCAGCCGGGCCCAGGCCAGAGGAACAGGUUCAUAGGGUUGUUGGAAACCGAUGACAGCGCCCAGGAGGAUAAACCUGCCCCCAGGAAAAAGGAGGAAAGAUCCGGGCCUGGAAAGAAAGGAGAGACACGACCCCUGGAGACUCCUUACCAGAAGGAGAGCAGCGAAUUUGCUCCCAAAAUCAAGGUUAACCUGAAUUAUCGGCCAGGACUCGUCAGCAACCAGAAGGACCCAAAUCGCUUUGACAGGGACCGUCUGUUCAGCGCUGUCACCAGGGGCACCCCCGAGGCACUGGAUGGUUUGCUGGGGUACUUAAGGAGGACCUCCAAAUUUCUCACUGAUUCCGAAUACACAGAUGCAAAGACUGGGAAAACCUGCUUAAUGAAAGCCCUGUUGAACUUAAAAAAUGGAAUGAAUGACACAAUCCCAGUCUUGCUGGAAAUAGACCAAAAGACACAGAACCCCAGGCCGCUCGUCAAUGUGUCGUGCUCCGACUGCUACUACAGAGGCCAGACAGCCCUGCACAUUGCCAUAGAGAAAAGGAGCCUCCCUUUGGUGAAGCUGCUGGUAGAGAACGGAGCUGAUGUCCAUGCCAGAGCCUACGGGGAAUUCUUCAGGAAGAAGAAAGAAGGAGUUUACUUUUAUUUUGGUGAACUUCCCCUCUCCUUGGCUGCUUGUACCAACCAGCUUGACGUGGUGGACUAUCUUCUAAACAAUCCCCACCAGAAAGCCAGGCUUCAGGAGCAGGACACGCAGGGCAACACAGUCCUGCAUGCCCUGGUGAUGAUUGCAGAUGACACUGAGGAGAACACCAAGUUUGUGAGCACAACAUACGUUGAGAUCCUGAAGGCAGGUGUGAAGCUCGACCCAACGUGUAAACUGGAGGAGAUAGUGAAUUAUGAUGGAUUGAACCCUCUGCAGCUCGCAGCCAAGACAGGCAAAGUGGAGAUCUUCAGGCACAUCAUCCAGAGGGAGAUCAAGGACCCCGUGUACCGGCACCUGUCCCGCAAGUUCACCGAGUGGACCUACGGCCCCAUCCACGUGUCCCUCUAUGACCUGUCCUCCUUGGACAGCUUCGAGGAGAACUCUGUGCUGGAGAUCCUGGCCUACAGCAGCGACACCCCGAACCGGUACAAGAUGGUGGUUUUGGAGCCACUGAACAAACUGCUCCAGCAAAAGUGGGAAACUUUUGCUUCCAAGAGGUUCUACUUCAGUUUUGCCUCGUACUUGUCGUUCAUGAUCAUCUUUACAGCCAUCGCCUACUAUCAGCCCUUGCGGGUAAAGCCUUCAUUUCCAGUGGAAUUCACGGCUGGAGGCUUCCUGUGGGUGUCUGGACUGAUCAUUAUCUUGUUAGGAGGCAUUUAUCUGAUCUUUGCUCAGAGUCUGUACCUGAGGAGGAGACGCCAGUCCCUGAAGACCAUGUGUUCUGACAGCUGCAUCGAGAUCCUGAUCUUCAUCCAGGCGUUCUCUUUGCUGCUGUCAGCAGUCCUGUAUGGUGCCAGCUCGGAAAACUACGUGGCAGUGAUGGUGUUCUCCCUGCUCCUGGGGUGGGUGAACACCCUGUAUUACACCCGGGGCUUCCAGCGCACUGGGAUCUACAGUGUCAUGAUACAGAAGACCAUCAUGAGGGACCUGCUGCGUUUCCUCUUGGUGUACAUGAUCUUCCUCUUCGGCUUCGCUGCAGGUGAGCCCUGGCUCGGCGUCGCGUUGCAGGCUGGGCUGCAAGAAGUGGGUUUUUCUGAGGAGAACCUCAAUUGUGUUUUCCUCCCAGCUCUGGUUACUCUGAUGGGCGACGCUCCCUCGGUGUCCCACAACAAGUCCCUGGCUCACCUGGAGAGCAGUGGGAGCCACGCCAUGUACGGGGGGCUGCUCAGCGUCUCCCUGGAGCUCUUCAAGAUCACCAUCGGGAUGGGCGACCUGGAUUUCCAGGAACACGCCAGGUUCAGAUAUUUUGUCAUGCUCCUGCUGCUGCUCUUUGUGAUCCUCACUUACAUCCUGCUGCUCAACAUGCUGAUCGCCCUCAUGAGCGAGACGGUCACGGACAUUUCUGGGUACAGCAAGAGCGUCUGGAAGCUGCAGAGGGCUAUUGCUAUUCUAGAAAUAGAGAAGGCCUGGCUGUGGCGCCAGGGUGGGAAGAGGAGAUCUGGCUGCUUCAUGUCAGUGGGGCUCAAUAAGAAAGAUGAGAGGUGGUGUUUCAGAGUAGAGGAAAUUAAAUGGGCAGAUUGGGCAAAGGAUGUGGGAGUUCUGAAGGAAGACCCUGGAAACACCAGUGAUUCAGAAAUAAAUCCAGAAGAGACAAGAUCAUGGAAACGGCCAGCACAGAAACCUCCAAGAUCAGAGGAGCAGUCCCCCCUGCAGCCCCAGCCAUCAGCAACAGAGAUGAUGCCUCUGCAGGGACAAACCAGAGAUCUUUAACAGGUUUUCUGAGUUGCAACCUUGCUCCCAUCUCCAAAGGAGUAGUUCUCCCUGUAGCAGUUGGAAGAACUGAAGGCAUUAUCAGCAUUAAAGUGCAUUUUGUCAAGGACUGUGGUUCAGCCUGUGGCUUUAAGUACUUUUAUGCA